Messenger RNA from Babesia bigemina, 4338 nucleotides. RefSeq lists its product as hypothetical. Bases 1 to 4338 code for a protein of 1445 amino acids. NCBI's taxonomy places the organism in Eukaryota, Apicomplexa, Aconoidasida, Piroplasmida, Babesiidae. The record is from RefSeq and is a predicted model, not a curated record. The transcript has 4 exons.
AUGGAUGUAGAACCAUUCGAGCGAUUGCAAAACGAUGCCUCGUGCAUGGCGUCGCUUGCAAAGGGCCUUGUAGCAGGACCGAUGGAAGUGAUGGAGUCAAUUUGCAAGUUUGUCAUCAACGCCGAGAAAUCUGACGAGCUCAGUGAUGAAGGCAAGAUACAAAUUCUAAAGUCCAUGAAGGGCAUAUGUCGGUCACUCUCAAAAUCUAUAGAUGAGAAAUAUGGCCUAACCGCUGCGUUCAAGAGUGAACUUCGCGGUAGCGAGUUGGAAAAGGCAAGAAUGCUCUUCUACUACACGGUGAUGAAGGCCUUCAGAAAUGAGAUGGAAAAGCGGCGCCACCGUAAUCCGGAUUCCGAGCAUGAUGCCGUGAGGAAGAUGAAAUUGCAGCUGAUGAACCUGGACAAGGAAAUAUCCCAGCUGAAGCAACAGUUAUCUUUGUACAACAGGGUCAAGAAGCGCAUCAACCAGAGCAAGCUGUCAACGCAAGGUAUCGACGAAAACAGGACUGAUGUUGAGAAGAACCUAUUUCAGAGGGAUUUCCGCACGAUGAUGAUAGCCAUACAGACAAUGCUGAGGCAGCACAACAUCGCUACCACACGACACGUUAAGAAACUGGAAACCAAAAAUGAUAUUGCAUCGAAAGCAAUAUUUGAUGCGACAGAGAAUAUCAACAGCCAAUUGCUACAUAGGAUACUGGAGAAGUCUAAUUGGUAUAAGGAUGAAACUAUCUCAAGUGAAUCUGCCACACCUUCAGAGGUGGUCGACGCUUCUAAAAUCUGCGACGAAAACGUCAAGGCGACAGAAACGACUGAAAGUCUCGCCAAGGAUGAAAUGGUUGUGUCCGAUGUCGCCUCAGCCAAAACUAUCGUUGACACAAGUGAUAAGCACGUGGAUGCAGUAUGCGAAGUCACACCAAAAGAUGCCUACGAUUCUGAAGUGGUGGAGCAGGUAGACGAUGAAUUGGAUGCCACCGGAGUAGACAAGGGCGUAGAGAGCGAAGCGGCACUUGUUGCUGGCAGUGAACCUCUCAGCGUUACCGCAGAAGACUUGGUUUCUGAGUUGCCAAAUCCCGAAGCCGAUGCGGAGGUCAUUUUGGCCCAGGAAGCCGAGCAAAUUAGCCCCAUAUCCCAUGAAGCGGUUGACGCUGCUGUCGAACAUGACGAGCCAGCAGCACCCAUGGGUGAGGACGUGAAUGACAAGUCGGUUACCGAGGAAGUUGAGCCAUCUGCAAUGCUAUCAGAAGAGGCCGUUGAAGAAGAAAAGACAACUGCGGAAGUCGAAGAGGUAGCAACUGAAGUUAAGGAAGCUGCAAUGGUCUCUAAAGCCGUGAUUAAAAGGGACAUAUCCAUCUCUAUGCAAUCCACAAUUGACCAUAAUGCUGAUGAAGACAUAGUGGCUACGAAUUCAAUGGAAAGUGUUAACCAGGAAAUGGCUGGAGUCAGCAACCUUGCUGUUGACUCUGCCUCUGAUGACGCUGUAGAGGAGUCAGUGGAUGAAAAUGUCGAUUCUGUUGAGAAUACGCCUGUCUUAGAGACACCAGAGCCUCUCAACGCAACUUUAGAACGUUCAGAUGAGCCUACCGAAGACGUCCCCGAAGUUGCUAAUGAGAUUUCUGAAUCAGUUGUUGCUAACGAGACGUCAGAAGAAAUAGUUGCUAACGAGACGUCAGAAGAAAUAGUUGCUAACGAGAUUUCUGAAGAAAUUGUUUCUAACGAGAUUUCUGAAGAAAUUGUUGCUAACGAGAUUUCUGAAGAAAUUGUUGCUAACGAGAUUUCUGAAGAAAUUGUUGCUAACGAGAUUUCUGAAGAAACCGCUGCUAAUGAGAUUUCUGAAGAAACCGCUGCUAAUGAGAUUUCUGAAGAAGUUGUUGCUAAUGAAUCAUUCGAUGUGGAUACAACAAAUGUAGCGUCAUGCCCGUCACCCGACUUGGCUGAAGUCUGUGAUAUGUCCUCAGGGGAAACAUGUGAGCUCUCUGCACCUGAGGAGAACGCUAUGCCGAUUGCUGAAGAAGAAAGUGUCAUACCUCUAAGCACACGCAAUGACACCCUUUCUGAGCCCGCGGAAGUUUCAAUGCCACCCCACCCACAAGCCUCACCUCUUCCGGAAAACAGCAGCUCAUCUGUACCAGUUGGAAUGCCUAUGGAGUCUGAUGUAACACCUGUUGAAUCUACAUCUCUUGCGCUUGAUACGGAUUUGGACAUAAUCACUAACACCGAUGCUGAAGAGCCAACCCAGGAAACAGAACGAACGGCCGAUGAGGAAACUGAUGUUAAUUACAGCAUGGAAGAUGAUGUUUCCGAGAGGGUAGACAACGAAGUAUCAGCUACAACCAUCACUAUCAAUAAAAACCCCUCUCUUUUCAAAAUAAAAUUGGAAAUUGAUACAAACGAAUUGUGGAAUGAAAUCCAGAAUUUGAAGAGGGACAUUGUUGACCUAAAGGACACCUUAGUGAGUCUGAAGUCCCGUGUUAAUGUGCCUGAAAGUGGCGAUAAAAUGGUUGAUGAGAUUCCUCCUUUGUCUGAAGCUGAGGCUGUAGAUGACAACGCAGAUGCUGCCAUUAUUGAUAACACUGUUACUGAAACUUCUAACAACGAAAACGUUUCAUUUGUAGAAAGAGAAAUUACAAUGGUGGAUGAAUCUCCCCUCGAAGAAGGUUCACAUAUGGCAGUCGUUGAUGACACCAACGUAGAAGAACCGUCUCAAACCCCGGCGAACGUCCUUGAGGGUGAACUACAUGAGGAUGUGGAAACGGAAUUAGUUACCGACCCUAAUGAAAGUUUGGAAAACGUGGUAGAUUCGGAGGUAGAGGAAAGCAAAGAGGAUUUAGAAACACUGAAGCCGGAGGAUGCCAACCUUGUAGCGGGUGACAGUGAAGGCAGUUGCAAUGCUGAGAGCACCAAUGAUAAGUCAGAUUCGCCUGAAAAUGACACAGAUAUUGUUGUAUCACCAGUAGAGGAGAGCGAAUUAGAAUUAAACAACCUAGUUGUUGAACUGGAUAAAAGCAACGGGGAUUUCGUUGGCGGAGCCAGGGAUGUGGACACACCAUACCAUUCCGCCUUUUUCGAUGUUCCAAGCACGCCUGUGGAAAGCCUUACUCCUACGCCAUAUGAACAGCCUAACCAGACAAUAUAUUUUGAUGCUGAAACCUUUGGGUCAUACAUCACUGCUGCCUCUGCUGAGGUUGCCGAGAAUAAAGACUCACUGACAACUCCAAAUAUAGAGGCUGCUUUGGACGUGACUGAAAAUGCUGAUGGUAAUGCGAACGAAUUAAUGUCCAAUGAAAACAGUCUUGAGACGGCAAUAACAAAUGAAACCACCGCAACCGAUGCUAACGAGCACGGUGAAGUAGAGCCGAUAACCGAGGAGACGAACAUCUCUGAUGAGCCAGAAAUAACCAACGCUGACUGUGAUUUAGAAGCAGAGAUGUUACAUGAAACCGAGGAACAGGCUGAAAUAACCGUGGAAAGUGAGGAAAUCGACGAGACCGUGAAUGCCGAGGUGGAUACGAUUAGUGCCGUUGAAAAGGAAGCCAAUGCACAUGAAAUGCAUCACGACUCAUUAAGCGAUGUUCCUAGUACACACGGAGACGCAAACGAAGGUUUGGCAUCUGUGGAAUCAACAGACAAUCUACUGACCAAGGAAGAAGAUAUCAUUGCACCAGGUGCAGAUGAAACGGAGAGGGGCGACAUAACUCGACCUACGUCAUCUGAUAAUUGCCCGAAACCUACGGAGCGAACUGAGGAAGCCGCAUCCACAUCUGUUAUGGGGGUCGAAAAUACCGCAAGAUCAGAUAUUCUUGAUGACGACGAGUUCGUCAAAGAGAUAAUUGAUGAACUAGGUUCGCUUGAUAAGGCAGACGAUGAAGCGCUACUAAGGGAGUUGGAAGAGCUCUAUACCAUAAUGACGCAACAACUUGUGUACGGCACAACUACUGGUUCGCUAGACGACGAAGCGUCGUCCUGCAUGAGUCUGGAAGCGUCCGACAAUGAGGAAGAGUUUGACAAUGGCAGGUUCAAGCAGCGCAAGGCUGGUAGGAUCUCCGAUCCCAGCAAUGUUGCUGAAUAUGCGUCUGAAGAUCUAAAAAAUACAAGAGCACUUAACCAAUACAACGACGAAGAGUCCACAUCAUUUUUUAAUGGGUUGGGCGCCACCGCAGCAGUUCAGGAAGAGAAUACAGUUACCACGAAGGGUCUCCCAUUUUUCGUUGGAAUUUUCUCUCAGAUUCCGCAGCUUUCGCAACCCAUUAGCACGGAAACAAUCGAGAAGCAGUACGAAGAGUUUAAACAGUUCCAGGCGUUCAUCAGCCUCUCGUCCCGGAAAAACCAGAAUGAGGUCUGA